Molecule: messenger RNA, 3451 nt
Organism: Leucoraja erinaceus (little skate)
Lineage: Eukaryota; Metazoa; Chordata; Chondrichthyes; Rajiformes; Rajidae
Product: protein phosphatase PTC7 homolog
Exons: 6
Coding region: 11-904 (297 amino acids)
Source: RefSeq, a predicted model, not a curated record
GCUCCCGGGCAUGUUCUCCGUGUUUUCCUACGGAAGACUGGUGGCCAGGGCGGUGUUGGGGGGACUUUCCCAGACUGAUUCUCGGGAUUAUAGUCUGGUGACAGCCAGCUGCGGCUUUGGGAAGGACUUCAGGAAAGGGAUUUUAAAGAAAGGAAUGUGCUACGGUGACGACGCGUGCUUCAUAGCCAAACACCGAAGUGCCGACGUUUUGGGAGUCGCAGAUGGGGUUGGAGGUUGGAGAGAUUAUGGAGUAGAUCCUUCCCAAUUCUCGGGGACCCUGAUGCGAACAUGUGAGCGCUUGGUACGGGAAGGGCGCUUUGCACCAUCUAAUCCUGUAGGAAUCCUUACUGCAAGCUAUUGUGAAUUAUUACAAAAUAAAGUCCCUUUGCUAGGAAGUAGUACCGCUUGUUUAGUUGUUCUGGACCGAAGAAGCCAUCAGUUGCACACAGCAAACCUAGGGGAUUCUGGGUUUCUGGUAGUCCGGGGAGGUGAAGUGGUUCACCGGUCAGACGAGCAACAACAUUAUUUUAACACCCCUUUCCAAUUGUCAAUACCGCCACCUGAAGCCGAAGGUGUAGUUCUGAGUGACAGCCCUGAUGUUGCUGACAGCACUUCCAUUGAUGUCCAAAUAGGAGAUAUCAUCUUGACAGCAACAGAUGGAUUAUUUGAUAACAUGCCUGACUACAUGAUUUUGCAAGAGCUAAAGAAGCUAAAGAAAACUAACUAUGAAAGCAUACAGCAAACAGCAAGAAGCAUUGCAGAACAGGCUCAUGAACUAGCAUAUGAUCCAAACUACAUGUCACCAUUUGCACAAUUUGCUUGUGAUAAUGGAUUGAAUGUACGAGGGGGUAAACCAGAUGACAUCACUGUUCUACUGUCAAUAGUAGCAGAAUAUACAGACUAACUGCAUCAUUUUACCUGAAAAUUCAAAUUCCACUGUUUCCUGCUGGCAGGACUUCAUUUCCUCGAUGAUAACUUCUCAAUAGGCUGGCCAUUCUCACUGUACAAUUUUUCCUUCGUUCAAGCAAAAGCUUGACACUACAAAACAAGCCCUAAAGUCAGCAAGAGAUUCUAAAUGAUCUUAAAUGAGCUUGAAUACAGGGAAAAAAUAAACCUCUUCCAGCAGUACUUUGCUAGGGCAGUAGUUCAGAAAGGAUAAUGGCCUGUCACAUGAUGCUUGGUUUGUAACAGUACUGUAGUCCAAUAAUUUGCCAAUUAUUUGAUUGGAUGGCACAUAAACCAAUAGGCAUCGGCACUACUGCUUUAAAAUACAGGCGACCCCCACAUUGUGGGUUUUCAGGUAACAGAAAUUCACCCUUACAGAAUUAAUUACUGAAAUUUGAGAUACAGGAUAAAAUGUGCUUGGAAUUGAUGGAAGGGAGGGAAGGAGGGGAACGAGCAAGGAAAUGCACUUAGUUUUGCAACUUGAAUUUCUUGACACAGCUUCAUAAUAUGGACUAUUUUCUAGGAAAGCAAUCCUCAUAAUGGGGUCGCCUGUAUUCAAUGUUCAGAAUUGCGUUCUGAUAAAAGUUGAAAAUUGAGGAUCGUUGUUGAUGGCACAUGACGUAAUAUUAAAAUCCUUCACCCGCCCACUGAACAACAUGGAUGUUUAACUUUAUUAAUUGCCUCAAAUAGUUGAGAUUAAUUAUGCUAAUAGCUGGAUGCAGAAAACUAUUUUGAUGGAUUAGCAUAAUUGUUCUGGUUUUGUGUAGAGAACAAUUGGCUAUAAAAUGUUGUAGCAUGCAGCCCAUGGAGAGAUUAAAGCCAUGAAGCCAUUUCUAACUACAUAGUAAAUCAGGUAAUUUUUGAGAAAGAUAUGGCCAGUGUAUUUUGUUUUAUUUUCCUAUAUGGGGGUUAUGUUUCAUUAUGUAUGCUGUACAUAGUAUGACUUAAUUUAUUUACAUGUACCAUGUACAUGUCAAUUUCCUAUUUAAACAUGCUUGUAACAGGCAUUUUUUUUUGUUAGUCACAUAAACUAGAAUACUUUAUACUCCUUCCUUGGUUUUGCACAUUGCUUGCAUUUAUGGAUCUGAGUUCCAAUUAUGUUUUUUUUUAGAUUUUGGUUGUCUGAAUGCUUUGGAACCUUUUUAAAACUCAGUAUUUUGGUGGACAGCAGAUACUUAAACCUUUUUGUCCACUUAUGGUUAUAUUGCACCACAAAUUAUUCAAGAAACGUUUUUAUCAAAAUGUGCUAAUUUUAGGAAGGGUGUUGGUUUGUUACUACAUUUUUUGCUUAUUCGAUGAUAUUGGAGUGGACAAAUAUAUUUAUCCAGAUUGAAAAAUUAAACCGAUCUAGAAGCAGACAUCUUUGUAACUAUCUAAAAUUUUGGGGGGAAAUGGAGCUCCACCCAAAGAAAAGUUGUCCUUUAUAAAAUUGGAUUUGACAGUUUACAAAAUGUCUUAAAUUUCCAUUCAAGCCAGAAUAGAGCACCAAAACUAUUUAGUAACAGUCUUCCUUUAAUCCUACUUUCAAUUUUGUCUAUGGAGUUGCAUGCUCUGCACUGAAUUUCAUUUUGAACUUUCCUGACUGCAUAAUACAAAUUUGUGUAGAUUUUUACACAAUACAAAAAUAAAGGUAGCAACAUUCCACGUUAUGAGUUGUUUAUGCAUCUUUGUAGGUUAUGCACAUUUUCCACUUUCUUGGUAAAAAAAUAUGUAAUGUUGACAACAUGAGGCCUUACAUUUUACCAAAAAGAAUAAUUUGGGGUUGAAGGAGGUGGUGGCUGUGUGACAGACUCUUCCACGUGGCAAAAAUAAGCUUUAGUUCCAAUUUUAUUUAAAUGGGUAUUUUUGUAUGAAGUGAUCCAGUAAAAGACUUUUUGUAAAGGUGAAGAUUAAAAAAAACCUGUUUGCCACACUUGAAUGCUGGAUAAUCGCAAACUAAAAUUGUAUUAUUCCUAGUGGGAAAUAAACUUUCAUAUGGUCACAAGUACACACCAAAGACCAGAAUGCAUUUUUCUUCCCCUACACAGAAACUAGUUUUUAAGCAAUACUGUACUGAAACAUUACACAAUACCUGCUUUGGGCUAGAGUUUUAAUUUUAGAGUAUGUUCUAUAAUGCACUACUGUAUGUGUAGGAGAUAGUGCUCAACUGAAGCCAUCUCUUUUUAAACAAAAAAAUUGCGCACAAAAUAAUUGGACAGUUAUGUUUACAGGCCUUUGACAAUAUUUUUCAAGGCAAGCUAACUUUAAUUCUCACAAUUGUUGAAAUUGGGAAAAUUCAUUGUCCUUCAAGUUAGUUUGUUUUGGACUAAACGGAAUUUUAAUUGGUGUGUGUGGAAAAGUAUAUAACUUGGUGAAAGGGUAUAUUCCCUCCCAAUGAAGGGUGAUGUUUUUACUCAUCGAAGUAACUAACUAUUGUAUGCUUCAACUGUAACGUAAAUAUAAAUGCAGGAAUAAUUGUGUACAUGUUGAAAAGCUGUACAAUUAGUUAAUAAAAUAUUGUAUCUAA